UAUUAUCUUACAAUUAAUGUAACAGAGGAAGGCGAAAGAUGCAGUCCAAGGACUCCGCCGGCGCCGGCGGCCGGAAGUUCGAUCUUCCGGAGGAGUUGCUGGAGGUACUCCCUUCCGAUCCAUUCGAGCAGCUCGAUGUGGCGCGUAAGAUAACCUCCAUCGCUCUCUCCACACGAGUCAGCGCACUCGAGUCGGAGGCGGCCGCUCUCCAGCAGCAUCUCGAUGAACGAGACGCCAUAAUUUCCGACCUCGAGUCGCAGCUCGAGUCGCUCGACGCCUCUCUCGCCGAUACGGCUGAUAGACUCGCCGCCGUUCAGGAAGAGAAGGAAAGCUUGUUGAAGGAAAAUGCAGAGCUGAGCAAUACGGUGAAGAAGCUCAAUAGAGAUGUUGUGAAGUUGGAGGCGUUCAGGAAAAAACUUAUGCAAUCACUACAAGAUGAUGAAGACAAUCCUGCAAGUGCAUCGAUUACAUCAAGAAAAGCAAGCAUUGCAGAUGAUGAUACCGGAAAUUCCAACCCUGAAGAUGUCGAAACAGAUGUAGUUAGGCCACGGAUAUCACAAUCCUUAUUGAUCGGAUCCCAAACAAGCACACCUCGCCUUACACCUCCCGGUUCCCCACCACAUCUAUCUGCAUCUGGUUCUCCAUCAAGAACACCAAAACUGGGAUCUCCGAGGCGCCAAUCACUUUCAUUUUCGACAGCAAGAAGUGUUUUCGAUGAAAAGUCUAAUAUAUAUUCUUCUGUGCCAUCAACUGCUGGUUCGGCAUCAAGUUUGGAUUCUGGAUCCCAACCGGGAAAGACUCGUGUGGAUGGAAAAGAAUUCUUCCGACAAGUCAGGAACCGGCUAUCCCUCGAGCAAUUUGGAGCAUUUCUAGCGAAUGUGAAGGAACUAAAUGCUAAUAAACAAACAAAAGAGGAAACCCUCCAAAAAGCCGAUGAAAUAUUUGGCGUGGAAAACAAGGAUCUUUAUUCGAUCUUUGAGGGGUUGAUUGCUCGUAAUAUCCAUUGAGCAAGAGACGUAGAUGCUCGUGUGUGUGCAUAUAUAUAUGUGUAUAUGUAUGUAUAUGUUUGCAUUGCAUUUGUAGAUGUGUGUUGGAUAAGUGUGUUUGGAUGAUGGGGUUUCGAUGUCUCCUAAAGUAUGUACGUCUCAAUAAUUUGGUGUCCGAUAUUUUAUAUUCGUUCAUAUUUGGUUUGGAAGGCGAGAGUGAUCCCGAACAUGGUGGAAUUUUAAAGCUUAAAAGAAAAUAUAGUUAGCAUAUAUGUUAGAAGGCUAUUCAAACAUUUAUUUGUGAUUGUCAAUCAAUUUGUAACAUGUUAUGACAUUUUAUUGUUGCCAGUAUUAAUAAAUGUAUUCAUAUUUGAAUCUAA
Molecule: messenger RNA, 1366 nt
Organism: Andrographis paniculata
Lineage: Eukaryota; Viridiplantae; Streptophyta; Magnoliopsida; Lamiales; Acanthaceae
Exons: 9
Coding region: 39-1007 (322 amino acids)
Source: RefSeq, a predicted model, not a curated record